Messenger RNA from Coffea eugenioides, 408 nucleotides. RefSeq names its product piriformospora indica-insensitive protein 2-like. Lineage: Eukaryota; Viridiplantae; Streptophyta; Magnoliopsida; Gentianales; Rubiaceae. The transcript has a single exon. Bases 1 to 408 code for a protein of 135 amino acids. Gene Ontology annotation, molecular function: protein binding. The record is from RefSeq and is a predicted model, not a curated record.
AUGGGAAUUGUGGGAACCAUACCUCCACAACUGGGAAAUCUUUCUUUUCUCGUCUGGCUGAAUGUUAUGAACAACAGCUUUCACGGACACCUUCCACCCGAGCUAUCUCAUCUGCGUCGAUUGAAAUACAUUAACCUUGCACACAAUGACCUUGAAGGAGAAUUUCCGUCAUGUUUGGGAGGUUUAACUGCACUUCGGCUCAAAAACUUCCCAUACAACAAAUUUUCAGGUUCAUUAUCAGAAGGGAUCUGUAAUUUCACAAAGCUGGAGUGGAUCAACUUGGGUUUCAACUUCUUAACAGGAAAUAUUCCGGAAGAAUUUAGUGCUCCGCCAAAACUGAAAAAUUUAGCAAUGGAAUUUGACCAACUUGUAGUCCCUCUGCCACAGGCUUUCUUCAACCUCACCUGA